Pseudo-nitzschia multistriata is the source of this 1455-nucleotide messenger RNA. The record is from the annotation of a GenBank genome assembly. NCBI's taxonomy places the organism in Eukaryota, Bacillariophyta, Bacillariophyceae, Bacillariales, Bacillariaceae.
UGGAGUCAUAAUCUGUCGUUCCGGGGUAUAUUCAUCUGAUAAUAAUGCUGUCAUCAAAUUUUCGUCGCACCGUACUUUCGUCUCGAAACCUUUGGGCACGGUCUUUUGCAACGGGCCCUGCUUCAGGCGGAUCUGUUUCCGAUGAAAUGCUUCAAAAGCUAGGAAGUCUCUCCACUCAAGCUCUCGUCGAUGGUCUAUGGGUAAUGGGAUGGCCGCCCGCCCAGAUUGAUGGGGCUCGACCUCUUACGAGUGGUAUGAAAUGCGUAGGACGUGCUGUCACCCUAAACUUUGUACCAGCUCGUCCUGACGUUGCACAAGACAAACCCCCUGGCGGUGAAUCCCCAGAGUACGAGGCAUUUGAACUGUGCGGUCCGAAUGAGGUAUGGUUAUCAUCGUGAUGUUAGGAUGAAUACUGCCAAAUGAAACGAAUGGAGACAGUUUCUUUUUGCAACCUUACUCAAUGGAAAGUCUGAACCGAAAUUUCUGCAUCUUAUAUUUUAUGUUUCUUUGUUCUGUUCUGUCCUGCGCAUUCUACUUUCAAUUUGUCGUCGCCUGAAUUCAAUCCAAGGUCCUGGUUAUGUCGAGUGUGGGUCCUGCUGAAAGUGUUGGAGGAGACAUCAAAUUUCUUCGGCUAAAACAACGUGAAAUUGGUGGACUCGUUACAGACGGGAGUGUCCGUGAUACGGACGAAAUCAUCAACUACGGUUUUCCGGUAAGUUUUUCGUUGAUACUCCGGACCUCUUAAUGAUUGUGGGAUACGGGUACUUGUAUUAGAACUAUGCUAAACGAUGUCUUGGCCUGUUGACUGUGUUAGUGCUUUUCGGAUUCAACCACUGCUCGUCAAGGACCAGCUGCAAUGCAGCCGUGGGAGUGCAACGGCGUGAUUAGCGUUAGCGGUGUGACCGUUAGACCUGGUGACGCUAUCGUUGGUGAUCAAGAUGGUGUAGUUGUUGUCCCUGCUAAAGUUGCUGAUACGGUUUACUCGAUUGCUCAUGGUCGAGAGGUCAUUGAAGAGAUUAUCAAAGAGGAAUUGAUCAAAAACCCCGGUCCACCUGGAAAAUUCUACCCAUUUAUGAGUGGAAAGAUCAAGGUUGAUUCUCCUCUUGGCGAACUCUUAGCCUCGAAAGGAAUCACUCCAGAAAAUUCCAAUCAAUUCGAGGGUACUGCUGACUGGUAAUAUGUUACUUUCGUUCUGAUAUACGGUAGUUCUCAUAAUUUCCAACCUUCAAUUUGAAGCUUCUAGAAACGAACCACAAGGGCCGUGCCCUCUGUCACGAACCUUUGUCAGAUUCACACAACGCAUCGGGUUUUCCACAGAUUAUUUGGAGCUUAAUUUAAUCGAGAUUGAAAUGUUUUGCUAGCUCGUCUCUAAUUUUCUCUUUCCCUCUGAUGAUAUCGCCAUGGCAGGGAAUAAGAUUAUCUGGUUCCCAUUCAUUGAGGACUAUAUCAAUAACU